UCUGACAGUGAAACUAUAAGUAUUGCUUUUUGCGUAGUGGGUUUGGUAUGAAGGAAAUUGGAAGCAAUUGGAUAAGAGUAGUAAUCCAUGUGUAAUAAAGGAAUUGAAUGCCUAAAAAGGGAAUCAUCAUUUCUGCUCGAGGUCACCCAAAUUGGUAAUCAGCAGGAGGAGCAUCAAGCUGUCUACUUGAUGGACAGCCCUACAUUGACCCCAGGCUCAAUCCCGAGUUCUAAUGAUGAAAGCCCACGUGUUAAGUUUUUAUGUAGUUUUUCAGGUAGUAUAUUGCCGCGACCACAAGAUGGGAAGCUGAGGUACGUGGGUGGUGAGACGCGGAUUGUGAGUGUUCCACGCGAUAUUACUUAUGAGGAGUUGAUGGGGAAGAUGAGGGAGCUCUUUGAAGGGGUCAUAAUGUUGAAGUAUCAGCAGCCUGACGAGGACCUUGAUGCUCUUGUGUCAGUUGUGAAUGACGAUGAUGUGACAAACAUGAUGGAGGAGUAUGAUAAGUUAGGUUCUGGUGAUGGGUUCACUAGACUAAGGAUUUUUCUUUUCUCGCCUCUUGAUCAAGAUGGAUCUGUGAAUUUUGUGAUGGGGAUGAAAGGGACAAUGAGAGGAGGACAGCUCCAACAUUCUAUUCCCCAGAGGUAUAAUGAAAUGGAGAGUCCAUGGAGUCCUGCGUACUACUCCCCUAGGCAACCCGGACACCAUGAUCCAAGGCCAGUGGCGGAGGUGCCAACUUCACCUUCUUCUGCUCGUCACCGUACCCCAUACGGGGAGUUUUCUGACCGAAGUUUUGAUAGAAUGUCAGAGGAAUACAGUCGACAGCAAGGGAUUCAUCAAUCCCCAUAUGACCACCAGCCACAGUUUAUGGACAAUGUCGUAUUGUUCCCAGGUGGACCUGCAUCUGGCGAUAUGGCAGGUUUUCCAGGUAACAUACGUCAUGGCCCCAAUGUUUUUUGA
Molecule: messenger RNA, 957 nt
Organism: Ilex paraguariensis (yerba mate)
Lineage: Eukaryota; Viridiplantae; Streptophyta; Magnoliopsida; Aquifoliales; Aquifoliaceae
Source: the annotation of a GenBank genome assembly